AGUUACUGAGAAAUCACAAGGCAAAGCCAAAAUCCCUCUUCAGAUCCACGGUCAACUGCCCUGAACACAUCCUGCAAAAAGUCCGGAGGAAGGAGAGCCAUGGAUUACUACAGAAAAUAUGCAGCUGUCAUUCUGGCCAUACUCUCUGUGUUUCUGCAUAUUCUCCAUUCUUUUCCUGAUGGAGAGUUUACAAUGCAGGGGUGCCCAGAAUGCAAGCUAAAGGAAAACAAAUACUUCUCCAAGUUGGGUGCCCCAAUUUAUCAAUGCAUGGGCUGCUGCUUCUCCAGAGCAUACCCCACUCCAGCAAGGUCCAAGAAGACAAUGUUGGUCCCAAAGAACAUCACCUCAGAAGCCACAUGCUGUGUGGCCAAAGCCUUUACCAAGGCCACGGUAAUGGGAAAUGCCAAAGUGGAGAAUCACACAGAGUGCCACUGCAGUACUUGUUAUUAUCACAAAUCUUAA
Lynx canadensis (Canada lynx) is the source of this 462-nucleotide messenger RNA. It is a transcript of the gene CGA, whose product is annotated as glycoprotein hormones, alpha polypeptide. Gene Ontology annotation, molecular function: follicle-stimulating hormone activity. Bases 100 to 462 code for a protein of 120 amino acids. Gene Ontology annotation, cellular component: extracellular region; follicle-stimulating hormone complex. The record is from RefSeq and is a predicted model, not a curated record. Gene Ontology annotation, biological process: positive regulation of steroid biosynthetic process; thyroid hormone generation. The transcript has 4 exons. NCBI's taxonomy places the organism in Eukaryota, Metazoa, Chordata, Mammalia, Carnivora, Felidae.